AUGCCAGGUCGAAGAACGUUCAAUGGAUGCUGGACGUGCCGGUCGCGCAAAGUCAAGUGUGACGGACAACGAGAAUCAUGUGCUCGUUGCGAGAAAGCUGGAUUGACCUGUAAGGGCUAUGAUAUCAAGCUUUCAUACUACCAGUCGCUUACGGUUUCCAGAGACGGUCAGCUCAUAGAUAGCACCAAAACACCAUCUGGAAAACCCGAAAAACAUACGAGACGGAAGAUGCUGUUGGUUCAGUAUCCGCCCGAGCUGCAGUACCAAACGUUUGCCGCCUUGAACGGCAGUAUAGAUCGUCUUGACACUGCCGUGGCAUCUGGUGCACCUUCAUAUGACAUAGGGCCAUUUCGCGUAUACGCUUCCACGGUUCAAUUGCCUAUGGCUCUGCUACCGCGGGUGCAAACGGCACCGGCAAAACGCCGCCCCCUGGAGCCAGUACAUUCCCAGCAGCUGUCGGUGUACCGACUCCAGGACCUUUUGAAUGGAGAAGCUGGUAGAGAAGAACUUGGAGGACGCGAGCCUCCGCUAGAGUCGGACUCCUACGAUGCCAACGACGCGGCCGAAGCACCCGUGUACGGGGCGGCCGAGCUUGUGGCACCACUGCUCAUGCCGCUCGCACGGCUCUCGAUCCAUGCCAUCAAAGGCCCCGACUAUCACAUUAACGACCAGAAUAUUCACCAUAUUACAUACCCGACGUUUUUCCCCAACAUCGAUUCCGACGACUGGGUGCCUGGGGUGCUGGAGAUGGAAAAGCUUGUACGGCGUGGCACCGGCCUCACGCUAGCACCGCUCUACGUCGAGCUUCUUCGGGAGUUCUCAAGUAUCAGUGCGAUCUUCCUAAAGGUAAAAUUUGCAGCCACUGAAAACCACCCAGAUUUUUGGACACUCUAUGUCAAGCCGCUUGUGGAUAGUGUAGUACUAUCGGAAAUUGCCUCCAGGGAUGCGGAAAUCACGGAUGUGUCUGUGGACGAAGUGGGGCUGGCCGGCGAUAAAACUAGACGGUGGACUCGGCACCUCCAGCAGGCGAUCCAUGGUUUGGUGCUCAGCGUGGCGGCGUUCCGCCACAGCACAGCCGCCAAGUUUCGGAUCAGACACAACACCGAUAUUCCUGGAGAUAUAGCUCUUUCCAUCUGUCUACGGAAACGUGCACUCAACAUGCUCAACUUCCACUUGGAUGAGUACGACGACAUCCAUGAAGCAAUCCCCCCUUUCUGCCAUCUCAAGUACGAUACCCAGUUGCUCUUGGCGAUCGUUUUGCAGCUUGAAAUCGACACUUACUAUAACGUAUUUGAGAACCUUGAACUUCUCUUUAGUAUUGGAGAACUUGUGGCACAAGGCCCGUUGAAGAAGUGCGGCAACGAUGUGUCUAUAUGCCUUGUCACCAUGUUCGAGGUGAUGACAACGAUGUACAAGCUGACGCAACGGAUAAAUGUGUAUAACUAUCAGAUGAGUGAGAGCGACAUGGACCGGUACGAUGACUUGCACGACUCGUACGACUUGGUGCGGGCGCUAGGGGCCAGCCGUGCAAGCACCGAACCAGAGCCGGAUGACCACGAUGAGCCAGCAAUUGUGGGACCAACAUCGUCUACACAGCCGCUCGUGGACCAUACUGACUACAACGACUAUACGGCCGACGUGGGUGUUGACCCGCUUGCCACGACCCUUACACCGGCCCAGGCGGUCUACGCGGCGUACGGAGUCCCCCAGUCUCUUUGUGUGCUUCUCGAUCAUAUUGUCACUCUUGCCAACCACAAGCGAGUGUUCUACAGCGAGAAACGGUACCCCCGAAACUUUCCUAAAAUUUGCAGCGAGUUUGAAGAAAAACUCGAGAGAUGGCACGUCCAGUGGGACCUCCGCAACAGCACCGGGAAGUUCAAAAGCCGAGCUCAUCAGGCCGUAUGGUGGUAUAUUCAAGCGGUGCACGCAGCCAUCAAAAUCUAUUUUCGGCGGCUCAUCAAGUCGCAAGCGAGCGCCGCACACGUGACGGAGAUCCUGCGAGCGGUCCAGGAGAUGCAACAGGACGGGGCUAUCAGACUCCGACUUCCAUUCUGGGUGGGGCUUAUGUGUGCCAACGAGACCAACUAUGAAACCUCUAAGGCAGUAAUUGCCGCUUGUUUUGGAGAAGAUCUUACCUAUUGGCGGGCCCAGCAGGUGAUCAUCGAGAUGGACAAGCGGCGUGCGCACGACCCAAUCAUCUGGAUGGAGUUAGUGCGCGAGUGGGACAUUGCAUUAUUUUUAGGGUGAGACCCAAACGGGAGCCCGCCACAGCCAGUUACAGCGAUAUUUUUACCGGUGUUAUCCCAAGCGAUAUAUUUAGCGAUUCGCGGGUGGCGAUGGGGCUCACGUGACAAUACCUCCCAACUAGUUGCGCCACGUACGAAUAUCACAUUCACCUACCCCUCUCA
Molecule: messenger RNA, 2408 nt
Organism: Yamadazyma tenuis ATCC 10573
Lineage: Eukaryota; Fungi; Ascomycota; Pichiomycetes; Serinales; Debaryomycetaceae
Gene: ARG83
Product: Zn(II)2Cys6 transcription factor
Biological process (GO): regulation of DNA-templated transcription
Molecular function (GO): DNA-binding transcription factor activity, RNA polymerase II-specific; zinc ion binding
Source: RefSeq, a predicted model, not a curated record